This is a messenger RNA of Eucalyptus grandis, 1196 nucleotides long. RefSeq lists its product as uncharacterized. The transcript is spliced from 2 exons. The record is from RefSeq and is a predicted model, not a curated record. NCBI's taxonomy places the organism in Eukaryota, Viridiplantae, Streptophyta, Magnoliopsida, Myrtales, Myrtaceae. The coding region runs from base 363 to 875 and encodes 170 amino acids.
UUUCUUCAGAAAACCUACGGCAAGCUCAUGUGUCGUCUUGUCCGGAUCUAAUUGAAAUAUCUUUCUCCUUUUCGGAAAAAUUGGAGUCUUUCUUCGUUUUUCAAUGCGGAUCUCUGGAAACAAUAAAAUGGCUAGAUUGCGUGAAAAACCUGGAGAAAUUGGAAAUCCAACAGUGCGAUGAACUUACUGAUGUUUGCGGCCUAAAGCAUCCAAAGUCUUUGAAAUCCUUGGAGGUCACGCAAUGCCCAUCAUUGAGGAGGUUGAUUGAUGACCCUUGCGCGAAUAUACCAAAUGAUUGCCUCGUCAAAAUACAGGGGUGUGGAGACAUUUUCAAAGAUUCCACUCCGAGCGGUCCACCUGGAAUGCCUUUGUCGCAUUACAUAUCGGAGAUUUUUCUAGAAACAUCAAACAAGGAGAUUCAGGACGAGCUCUCCCACGCCCCCAAUUUACCUGACCUGGCGAAUCAAGCCCCAGCGGACGAAGAUGACUCGUAUGGCAUAGGUGGGAACGUGAAUCGCCCAUUAAAGCGUCAAAGGAAUGAAGAGGGAGACAAUGAACGAGACGGAGGAGGCGGAAGAGGAGAGCGAGCCUCGCAGGGUGACGGCAAUCUCACUGGUCGUGGGUCGGUGGGAGAGAUCUUGACCUCGCUUGUUUUGCCUGAUGAGGAAGAGAAGCGCGAGAGGGAGAGCUGCUUCAUUGAGUCCCUGCAAGGCAAGGCCACCCUGACAUCGAACUCGAAUGAAGGGGUCCGAGCGAUGGGCGGUUACUACUGCCACAUCCAGGAGCAUUACGACGAUGCAAACGAAAUCGAGAUGAGGAAGAACAAACGCGUCAGGCAGUCAGGCCCCUGUGGCCGCAGCGGCAGAGGGCGGUGAGCCCCACGCGCUGUCGCCGAGCGUGGGCUAGCAGUGGCGUCUGCGGGUGGAGGACCGCUCGAAGGACUGGUAAGAGCAGUGCAACAGCCCAGAGUUCCCAGAGGAGGAAUUUUGGCGCGCGUUCCGGAUGAGCAAGGCCACGUUUGACUUCAUCUGCAACGAACUUGACGCAGCUGUCACCAAGAAAAACUCGAUGCUGGGGCAGUUGACGUGAUACUUGCAAAUCACUGAAUAUUUUGUUGUCGUAAUAGGUUAAAUUGGUUAAUUUGAGUUAUUUUAUUUUCGAGCCAACUCAAAUUAAAUCAAAUUCACUGAUUUGAC